UUGCUGUUGGCUUCGUUACUUCAACUUACCUUAGUCGGCAUCACGCCCCCAUGCCUGCGCCUCUAUUAGUUAUUAUAUGGGCUCGAAGAAACAUGCGCGCCCCCUUCUUCGAGUUUGCCUUUUUUUUCUUUCUUCCCUUUCUUUCCCUUUCAUCAUUUCAACUUCAAUCAAGAAAACAAACAUUUAAAUCCCAUACUCGAACUAGUUAGUCAUAACGAAUCAUCCUGAUUUAUAUACCUAUUUUGUACCAUCUUAAAGCGUUCUGUUUCUUUGCCCCUGGUUCCGCUUGGUGUUAGUUUAUUUAGCCCCAGUCUUUCUCAUCUGCUGCAUCCCAACGCCCUUUCCAUCUUUUUGACUCAUACGAGGCGCUCCGACCCCCUUUCCAAGCGGCAAUUACCAUUCGCAAUAGCAACUGCCUAUCCUCAUUACUUAUCUUGCCUCAUCCGCACAUCAUCUACCUGCUUUGCCAUACCUACCUACCUACUUUAAACAAGUCAGCUUUAAAGGAAUCUUUCUCAUCAUCAACAAAGGAGUACCUGACGACAUUCCUGUUCCUUCUUCUUACUCGACUGUUUUCUCUCACAAAGAAAGGCGCCUCCCUGCUAUUCUGUGUCAUACAUUCCAGCAGAAGAGUCUCGUGAUUACAGGUCCAGCUGUGUCACGCAAGCAGCUCGUCGUUAUUCUCGAGUUCUUUGCCACCCCGUCAUCGACUUUGUCUCUGUUCAACAGAUACUUACGACCAUCAAUUUCUUUGUUCCAAUAACCCUUCCGGACUUCAUACCACUUAAUCCCUAAUACUUCCCCCAAUUUAUCGGCAAACUUGGACUGGCAUAACCCUCCGAAAUCACCUCUCCCAAGCAAAUAUACAACAUCCCGUUAUACAGUAACUUAUCAGGAACUUCGUCAAGCCGACACCAAGGCACCUCAGGAUCCUCGCCCCUGUCGAUCUCUUUGGACAGAAUCUUUCCUUGGAUAUUCCCACAUUCGACUGGAGCAUCCCCAGUAACAAACCACAUAACCAUGGCUACCAUGUUUGAGGCGCCUACCCAGUACGAGCGUGACAUUCGCGGCGCAAGCAAGGAAUGGCGUCGUGGAAAGAACUCAGCAGAGAAAUGGGCAAUUGGCGCCAGGCCGCUAGCCGGCGUGCGCUGUGACAUGGUCACUGGCGAACUUUCUGGAGGUAACGAGGGCAUGCUUGCCAAGGUCCGGCCGAGGAAGAAGCACUCUGACUACCCCAGCCGGCUGAAGAAGGGUGGGAACGUCGGCAAAGCAACGCGCGGUAACCCAGAUUACCGCCACGUCAAUGGACGUGCGACUGGCAGACUUGGCGCACAAGGAGAGAUUGAGGAGACAUCUAGGUCAAUACUAGAUCUGCUCGUUCCUCAGACUGCCUUCCGAGAUGGCAUCGAGGGCGUCCUGUACAGCUUUGAUACUGCCGAAACCCCAGGUCUGCGUGCGCCAGUUGGCCUUGACUUGUACGUCAAGACAAAUCCCAAGACGACCGAGAGGUUCGUCGAGAAGGAGUACGAGAUUGUGGACACCAACGGUGAUCUGCUAAAGGGCCGCAAGGCCCGUCGGGACUUGCGCAAGUCAGCCGGUGGCCCAAGUGUUGCUGAGAGGCCUGUUACGGUGUCGACAGAAAUCGACGACGACGAUUUUGAGCUCCUGUGAGAGCAAAUCAUUGCGGACGAGCAUUCGCAGGCGUUUGGAUUUUUGUCAGCUAGCAUUUACGACUCUCGUACUCAUGUACAACCUUUCAUCAAACCGCCAUUUGGCAGCAUUCUUCCUUUGUUUUCUGCAGGGCGACGACCCUGGAUCCUUUUGUCACUUUCUUCAUUUGGAGUUCUCGGAGUCUGGCGUCGAUGAAAUCCUCCGGUGCAUGCACGAUUAUUCAUGCACCAAACAUUCAUUCCUGGGUCUGCUUUACGCUUGACAAUAGCCUACCGGCUGGGAUUGGGCGGUGCGGUUCUAUUUGGGUUCCUAAGCGUCGAUGACACGAUGGGCUGUACAGGUCACAGCAAUGUACACCAACCUGGUUUGUGUUAGAGUGGGAGUUAUGAUUAUUUGACAGUAUAUGUCAUUGUUGUUUUGCUUGACUGUUGUCGUUGGGGGGAGACUGACUGUUCAUAUAGUGGAGCUGGGAAGGUCAAGGUGGGAUUGUGUCAGCGAAGGACAUUGGGUUCAGUUGUCGCUACUAGAAUUUGCAAUGUGCAAGGCCAUGAAGUUCGCCGCUUCAGCUGCCUGCUGUCAAUGCGAACCUGAUUGCCUUGGUCACAGAUAAUAUUGCUCAAUCAUUUACAAGUGUGACGACGAAUGGAACUGGAGCUGCCAAGUUCCUAUUUAGACUUUUUUUCGGGAUGAUGCUUGAUACGGCGCCAACUCUACUCCGGUGGAUCACAAAGGGAGGAAGGGAUAUUACCGCAAGGCUCAAGAACCUGUGAUUGUCGG
Pyricularia grisea is the source of this 2448-nucleotide messenger RNA. RefSeq lists its product as uncharacterized. The record is from RefSeq and is a predicted model, not a curated record. The transcript is spliced from 2 exons. Lineage: Eukaryota; Fungi; Ascomycota; Sordariomycetes; Magnaporthales; Pyriculariaceae. Bases 1021 to 1671 code for a protein of 216 amino acids.